Molecule: messenger RNA, 2583 nt
Organism: Nerophis lumbriciformis (worm pipefish)
Lineage: Eukaryota; Metazoa; Chordata; Actinopteri; Syngnathiformes; Syngnathidae
Source: RefSeq, a predicted model, not a curated record
AUGGCCCACGUAGCCGCUUUACCGGUAAACUUUACAAUCGACCAGAUCCGUGCCAUCAUGGACAAGAAGGCCAACAUCCGAAACAUGUCCGUGAUUGCGCACGUCGAUCACGGAAAGUCCACCCUGACAGACUCCCUCGUGUCGAAGGCCGGUAUCAUCGCCUCCGCCCGUGCCGGCGAGACCCGAUUCACCGACACGCGAAAGGAUGAACAGGAACGUUGCAUUACCAUCAAGUCAACUGCCAUCUCCAUGUUCUACGAGCUGUCCGAAAAUGACAUGGCCUUCAUCAAGCAGUCCAAGGAUGGCUCUGGCUUCUUGAUCAACCUGAUUGACUCUCCCGGACACGUCGACUUCUCCUCUGAAGUGACUGCUGCUCUUCGUGUCACUGACGGAGCCCUGGUGGUCGUUGACUGCGUUUCUGGCGUGUGCGUCCAAACCGAGACAGUACUCCGUCAGGCUAUCUGUGAGCGCAUCAAGCCUGUCCUGAUGAUGAACAAGAUGGACCGUGCCUUGUUGGAGCUGCAGCUGGAUCCCGAGGAGCUAUUCAAAACUUUCCAGCGCAUCAUUGAGGACGUCAACGUCAUCAUUUCCACUUAUGGUGAAGAAGAUGGGCCCAUGGGCAAUAUUCAGAUCGAUCCAAUCGUUGGCACAGUCGGCUUUGGCUCUGGCCUCCACGGAUGGGCUUUCACCCUCAAGCAGUUUGCUGAGAUGUAUGCAGCCAAGUUUGCUGCCAAAGGGAACACCAAGAUGACUCCUGCAGAGCACUGUAAGAAGGUUGAAGACAUGAUGAAGAAGCUGUGGGGUGACAGGUUCUUUGACACUGCCACUGGCAAGUUUCUCAAGACUGGAAGCGCAACCGCCCCUCGCAGCUUUGUCCAUCUUAUCCUUGAUCCCAUCUACAAGGUGUUCGACGCCAUCAUGAACUUUAGAAAGGAAGAGGCUGCCAAGCUCAUUGAGAAGCUCGAGAUCAAGUUGGAUGUUGAGGACAAGGACAAAGAAGGCAAGCCCCUGCUGAAGGCUGUGAUGCGUCGCUGGCUGCCAGCCGGAGAGGCCCUCCUUCAGAUGAUCACCAUCCACUUGCCCUCCCCUGUCACUGCCCAGAAGUACCGUUGCGAACUGCUCUACGAAGGACCCGAUGAGGAUGAAGCCGCUAUGGGUAUCAAGAACUGUGACUCUAAAGGUCCUCUAAUGAUGUACAUCUCUAAGAUGGUACCCACCAGUGACAAGGGACGCUUCUAUGCCUUUGGCCGUGUCUUCUCUGGGACCGUUUCUACUGGUCUUAAAGUGCGCAUCAUGGGACCCAAUUAUACUCCUGGAAAGAAAGAAGACCUCUACUUGAAACCUAUCCAGAGGACCAUUCUUAUGAUGGGUCGCUAUACUGAGCCCAUUGAAGAUGUGCCCUGUGGCAACAUCGUGGGUCUGGUUGGUGUGGAUCAGUUCUUGGUCAAGACUGGAACAAUCACCACCUUUGAGCAUGCACACAACAUGAAAGUGAUGAAGUUUAGUGUCAGCCCCGUUGUGAGAGUGGCCGUGGAAGCCAAAAACCCGGCUGAUCUGCCCAAGCUGGUGGAGGGUUUGAAGCGUCUGUCCAAGUCUGAUCCCAUGGUGCAGUGCAUCAUUGAGGAGUCUGGAGAGCACAUUGUUGCUGGAGCUGGAGAGCUGCAUCUCGAGAUCUGCCUUAAGGAUCUCGAGGAGGACCAUGCUUGUAUCCCACUCAAGAAAUCUGAGCCUGUGGUAUCAUACAGAGAGACAGUCAGUGCCGGAUCCUCAGUCAUGUGUCUGUCCAAGUCCCCAAACAAGCACAACCGUCUGUUCAUGAAGGCCCGCCCCUUCGAAGACGGUUUGGCCGAGGACAUUGAGAAGGGUGAAGUCACGGCCCGUCAGGAGAUGAAAGCCCGUGCCCGCUACCUGGCAGAUAAGUAUGAGUGGGAAGCCACAGAUUCCAAGAAGAUCUGGUGCUUUGGACCUGAUGGAACUGGGCCCAACCUGCUGGUGGAUGUGACCAAGGGUGUGCAGUACCUCAACGAGAUCAAGGACAGCGUUGUAGCUGGCUUCCAGUGGGCUGUCAAGGAGGGAGUCCUCUGCGAAGAGAACAUGCGUGCUGUUCGCUUCGAUAUCCAUGAUGUUACCCUGCACACAGAUGCUAUCCAUCGUGGUGGUGGCCAGAUUAUGCCCACCACUCGAAGAGUUCUGUAUGCAUGCGAGCUCACAGCUGAGCCCAGACUUAUGGAGCCUGUCUACUUGGUGGAAAUCCAGUGUCCCGAGGUUGCGAUGGGUGGAAUUUACGGUGUGUUGACCAAGAGGCGCGGUCAUGUGUUUGAGGAGGCCAGUGUCCACGGUACACCUAUGCGUGUCAUCAAGGCCUACCUGCCUGUCAUGGAAUCCUUCGGUUUUACAGCUGACCUUCGUUCCAACACUGGUGGUCAAGCCUUCCCCCAGUGCGUCUUUGACCAUUGGCAGAUCCUCCCUGGAAACCCAUUGGAGCCCUCAACCAAGCCUGGUAUUGUGGUCACCGAAACACGUAAACGCAAGGGUCUCAAAGAAGGUGUCCCAGCCUUGGAUAACUACCUGGACAAAUUGUAA